GGGCAUAAAAAAGAAGGGUAAAAACAACCUCGUCUAGUUGCUUAGAAAUCACGUUUCUUUUAUUUUCUUUCAUUCCCCCAUAAGGCUUAAGCCAAUGCUAUGCUAAUGCCACCACCUAUUUAUUGCCCUUAGGCUUCUCAUGCUGUUUCCUUUCUAAAUUUCUCUCACUUCACCUUCCAUGGCACCUCUCACUUCCCCUUAGCUUUCCACCAGAAUUCUGUUUCUCUCAUUUCUCUUUUUGGUUUGCUUUCUCCGCUUGCUUGCUUCUUCCGUAUACUCUCUCUCUCUCCUUCACAAUUCUCAAAGAUUAACGGUUUUCCUUCCUUUUCUCUUCUCAACCUUUUUUUUCAUCAUCACAAAGUUUUGGUUGAGCUCAUCAAACCUGUUACAGAGCCAAACCCCCUGUUUCCUUUUUUUUUGAUGGAAAACAAUUGUGGAAUUAUGAAGAGGGAUGAAUUAAUGGAACUUCCUCCCGGAUUUCGAUUUCACCCCACCGAUGAAGAGCUGAUCACUCAUUAUCUGUGCAGAAAGGUUAUCGACAGCAGCUUUUCCGCCAUAGCUAUUGGUGAGGUGGAUAUGAACAAGGUUGAGCCCUGGGAAUUGCCAUGGAGAGCGAAAUUGGGGGAAAAGGAGUGGUAUUUUUUCUGUGUUAGGGAUAAGAAAUACCCGACGGGGCUGAGGACGAACAGGGCCACCGCCGCCGGCUACUGGAAAGCCACCGGAAAAGACAAAGAGAUUUUCCGCGGGAAAAUCCUGGUCGGGAUGAAGAAAACCCUCGUCUUCUACCGUGGAAGAGCUCCCAAGGGCGAGAAAUCCAAUUGGGUGUGCCAUGAAUACAGAUUGGAAGGCAAAUUCUCUCAGGAUAAAGCAGCAAAGAACGAUUGGGUGAUCAGCAGGGUGUUUCAAAAGACCUCUGGAGGGAAAAAGGUCCACAUAUCCGGUCUCGUGAGGAUGGGCUCCGCCGCAGCGGCGCUGCCCCCUCUCAUGGACCCCUCCCCUUACCACAACGGCGAGCCGGAAUCGGGCCACGUGCACUGCUUCUCCAACACCGAUCCAAUCAAAAUCCAGGAAAACUUUAUGAACGCCAGUUUUCCGAUUCCGCCAUCUUCCUCGGAUUCUUUCUCCCCUGCAUUUCCGUGGGGAAACGGAGUCGGAUUCCAGUAUCCGGCGUCGGUUCCCCUGCAGGAUCCGGCCAUUCUCAGGCAAUUUCUCGCCAGCUACGGACACAACAUGAGCUACGGAUUCAAGAACAAGAAGGAAAUUGUUAGCAUGUCGCAGGAGACUGUGUUGAGCACUGACAACUCUUCUGUCGUGUCCAAUCUCGAGACCGGAAAGAGGCCGUUUCAGGAGCAGGAGAAUGCAGUUGAGCCCCAGGAUUUAGACUGCAUUUGGAGUUACUGAUCACUGCAAAUUUAACAACGAAUCCCAGUAGAAAAUGGUGCAGUAAGUGUAUUAUUUGGGGGCUUAUCAUUUCUUGGGGCUUAUGAUUGGUAAUUUCUCUUCUUUUUAUUUUGUGAUCUGCUUUCUGUUUUAAUGUAAUACUUGAACCUUAUUAAAUUUUUUAUGAAGAUAGAGAAAAGAAGCAAUAUGUCGCAGUUUAGUAGUAUAA
Molecule: messenger RNA, 1609 nt
Organism: Salvia miltiorrhiza (redroot sage)
Lineage: Eukaryota; Viridiplantae; Streptophyta; Magnoliopsida; Lamiales; Lamiaceae
Product: NAC domain-containing protein 100-like
Exons: 3
Coding region: 421-1401 (326 amino acids)
Biological process (GO): regulation of DNA-templated transcription
Molecular function (GO): DNA binding
Source: RefSeq, a predicted model, not a curated record